This is a messenger RNA of Cylicocyclus nassatus, 854 nucleotides long. The record is from the annotation of a GenBank genome assembly. Lineage: Eukaryota; Metazoa; Nematoda; Chromadorea; Rhabditida; Strongylidae.
CAUUAACGACGUCUGAAACUAUCGUAAACAAAUGAUCCCCAUGAUUCGCAUUUUUACGACGCAAAAUCAUCCGAUCAAUGGGGCGAGUUGUAUCACGAUUUCGUUACUGGCUUUUUGGUCCUAAACUUUGUCGUGUUUUAAUGCUAGGUCUACCGAAUUCUGGAAAAUCAACGAUUUUGCGUAGACUGAAGAAUGGUGACAUUGACAAUGAUAUAGAAGAACCCACAGGAUUCAAUGUGGAAACGGUAAAGUACCGUGAUGUUGCAUUCACGAUAUGGGACAUGGGUGGAGAUCAUAAAGUUCGAAACAUCUGGAAACACUAUUAUUCUAGUGUUAAGUUGACGAUCUUUGUCGUAGACAGCUCGGAUAUCAAGGGAUUACGAGAAGCAAUGCAAGAAUUAUCCGAUCUUCUGCAGGUGCCCGAUUUGAAAGGCAUCUCUUUACUAAUCUUGGCCAACAAGCAAGAUUUGAUUGGUUCUUUGAACGCAGACGAGAUUGCACAGGAAUUGAAACUCCGUAACAUAAAGGACAGAGAGUGGCGCCUGCAAUUAACCAGUGGGCUCUAUGGCGAAGGACUGAAGCGUACUUUGGAGUGGAUGUACGCGAGAAUCAAAGGAUGAAGCAUUAAUCAAAUUUACACUCUUUCAUUCUACGGGUUGUUGUACUGCUUUAAUUACUCAAGAAGCACUUGUGAUGUAUGCUAAAGGCUACUGCGUGACGAAGGCGCAGAAGCGGUAUAAGCUGAGCGGGCGCGAACUUGGGCGCGCGUAUUUUCACCGUUGUAAAUUCUGCGCCUCAUGCGCUCUGCGGCUAAAGAAGCCGCGCACCCAAAGAUAACCAUUGAUUCAUCAGGC